GACCCUGAAGAGCCCUGGAUACCCCGAGAGUCCAUGCAAAUAAGGCCGUCCAGCCUUGAAUAAAGUCCAGCUUGGGGGGACUACAAGGGGACUAUCCAAAAGGUAAAGCCAAACAAGCUGCCCAGGUGCUUCCAGUCUGCUGGCUCAUCAUCUUUCCAGCCCUGCAUCAGUGACCCAUUGCUGGGCAAUUGCCCUGCAGCUCUUGUGAUAGUCAUGGAUCUGCUCCACAGUUGGGGAGUGAGUCUUGCUGUGCACUUGCAGACAGAGUACAGUGCCUAUGAGAGUUGGUUUCAGGUGGUGUCUUCUGUGGCAGACCUCCAUACCACCUUCUUCAUCUUCUUCCCCAUCUGGUUCCAUCUGAAAAGGGACGUUGCUAUCAAGCUAAUCUGGGUGGCUGUGAUUGGGGACUGGUUUAACCUGGUCCUGAAAUGGGUUCUUUUUGGAGAAAGACCUUACUGGUGGGUUCAUGAGACCAAGUUUUAUGGCACUGAUGCAGCCCCAGCUCUUAGACAAGUUCCAAUCACAUGUGAGACUGGACCAGGAAGUCCUUCUGGUCAUGCAAUGGGCUCUGCUGGAGUAGGCUAUGUGAUGGUAACCGCUGCACUAUCCAUUGCUGCUCAGAGAAAAUGCCCCGUUUUGCUCUAUUGGUUAUUACAGAUAUUGCUUUGGAUGUUGUUGGGGCUGGUGGAACUGUUGGUCUGUAUGUCCCGUGUUUAUGUUGCCGCCCACUUCCCACAUCAGGUUAUAAGUGGAGUUAUCUCAGGUAUAAUUGUAGCUGAGGUGUUCUCCAGACAGCAGUGGAUCUACCGUGCCAGCCUACAUAGAUACUUCAACGUCACCCUGUUCCUCCUUGUUUUUGCUGUGGGCUUCUAUGUCCUCUUGAAGGCUCUGGGUGUAGAUCUUCUGUGGACUCUAGAAAAAGCUCAGAAAUGGUGCAACCAUCCCACCUGGGUCCAUAUGGACACCUCACCCUUCGCUAGCCUGCUGCGCAACAUGGGAAGCCUAUUUGGUCUGGGACUGGGACUGCAUUUGCCAAAUGGCUUUGAAAGCAAGUACAGCAGAAGUGCCCCCUUCAGGACUGGCUGUAUUGGUGUAUCACUGGUUCUCCUGCAGCUCCUGGACUCUCUGACUUUCUCUUCAAAUAACCAAGCAAUUUUCUACCUUCUUUCAUUUGCUAAGAGUACUGCUGCUCUUCUGGUUCCCACUACACUUGUUCCUGGAGGGAUAUCCUUGCUUUUAUUGGGAAAGAAAGAUGAAAAGAACUCAUAGAUUAACAUUCCAACAAAAUGAUAAAUGACAACUGCUCGAUUCAAAAACCUGAACUACACUCUUAAAAAUUAAGAAGCAUUUUCAAUGCUUCUUUAUUAAAGAAAGUGGUUCUAUAUAGAACCAUCAACACUGGAAGGACCCUUUGCAUGGGUCUUUGCAUUGUGAGUGAGUUCAUCAGACUGAUGAAGAAUAUGCUAUAGGUGGUUCUAUAUAUAGAAUAUAGAAGAACCUAUUUGAUGCUAAUGGAACCCUUUUCAAAAAGGUUCUUUAUAGAACCUUCUAGAGCAUAUUCUUCACCAAUCUAGAAAAACAUUUCACAGUGAAAAGCGCUUUAAUCAUGCAGAGGGUUCCUUCAGUGUCCAUGGUUCAACAUAUAACCAUUUUCAUUACUAAAGAACCCUUGAAAAAAAACAAAGACGUAAUAUUCGGUUUAAUAAUUAGGUCUUCAUGUAUUACACUUCCACGUUUGUUGAAUAUACUUCAGAGCCCACUCACACACACACACACACACACACACACACACACACACACACACACACACACACACACACACACACAUUCAGGUCUCUUUAAGAUUACUUUAACCCAUGAUAUCAUCUUGUCACUGGUAUAAACUCCAAUUAAGGUGCCUCCAUCCAUAUCUUAUCUCUGUGGUUCUGAAUGAGAGUGGCCCAUUCACAAAAACAUGACUCUGCCAUUCAGAAAACAUGUCCAAAGGUCCUUCUAUCAGCUCCUGUACUCUGUACCACACAGAGAAGACGGUGUUCCUUGCUUUGUCCAUACUGGAUUGUACAAUGCUGAGUUACUUAUUGUUCCUGAGAAGAUGAGCCAUCAGUUGCAGCGCCAUUCAUUGGUCUAGAUCCAGAACUACAGAUAAUGGAAAUACUCAGGGUUACUCAUAGAGCUUUUAUUGUCUUCACAUGUUUUUUUUAAGGGUUCAAGAUGCCUAGCAAUUAGAUUUUUCUUUCUUUUUUAUUUCCUUAUAUAAAUCCAUUAUUUUUUACACUGUUGGAUAAAACCUGAUUUGUAACUGUAACUGUGUAACUGGCUUCAAUGCUUUUCAAUAUUAGUUAGCUCAUUCAGCCCGGUACAAAUUCUAGAUCAUUUAUGUCUGCAAAUGCAUGUGUGUGUCUGGAUACUGUAACAAUGGACUGGCUUAUCAGCCAUUAAACUUGUACUGCAUGUCCAUUUUUUACAUAUAAUGAUUGAGAUUAUUUUAUGUUUAAAUGAGAAAGAGGUGAGACAUAGAAAAUAUACAAAACAGAAGUGCAGACCACUCCCACACUGUCCAGCCAUGUGACGUGCUGCAUUUCUGUAUGGAGCAAAUUUAGAUUGAAUGGGACGGACUGCUUUGUUUUAUGGGAUUAUUAAGAAUGGCAUUGGUAUUACAUAAGUGGUCAGUGCCCUUCUGAGAAUGUGUUAAAUAUGAAAUUCCACCGACGACUCAGAAUUUCUGCAUAAUUAAAUUGCUAAAACAUAAA
Pygocentrus nattereri (red-bellied piranha) is the source of this 2750-nucleotide messenger RNA. Its product is annotated as glucose-6-phosphatase-like. Gene Ontology annotation, biological process: gluconeogenesis; glucose 6-phosphate metabolic process. Bases 214 to 1269 code for a protein of 351 amino acids. Gene Ontology annotation, molecular function: glucose-6-phosphatase activity. Gene Ontology annotation, cellular component: membrane. The record is from RefSeq and is a predicted model, not a curated record. NCBI's taxonomy places the organism in Eukaryota, Metazoa, Chordata, Actinopteri, Characiformes, Serrasalmidae. The transcript has 5 exons.